AGCGCAUGCGCCUUUCCCCACGAGUGCACCGUACCACGCAUGCGCCUGUCCUCAGACGCGAGCGGAAGAAAAACUAUCCGGUCGGCGGCGGGCGGUGACGUAAGACGCGCGCCUCACAAAGUGUGCAGCUUCGGCGGGAGGGAGUCGCCCAGCGCAGUCAUGGUGCAUUGCAGUUGCGUUUUGUUCAGAAAGUAUGGAAAUUUCAUUGAUAACCUAAGACUCUUCACUAAAGGAGGAAGUGGUGGAAUGGGUUAUCCUCGUUUAGGUGGAGAAGGUGGAAAAGGUGGUGACGUCUGGGUUGUAGCCCAUAAAAAAAUGACUUUAAGACAACUUAAAGACAAAUAUCCUAAGAAACGGUUUGUAGCUGGAGAAGGAGCAAACAGUCGGGUUAGUGCACUUAAAGGCGCCAAAGGAAAAGACUGUGAAAUCCCUGUACCUGUGGGUAUUUCAGUAACUGAUGAAAAUGGUAAAAUUAUAGGAGAACUCAAUAAAGAGGAAGACAGAAUUUUAGUAGCUGAAGGUGGCAUUGGUGGUAAACUACUUACCAAUUUCUUACCAUUGAAAGGCCAGAAACGAAUAAUUCACCUUGAUCUGAAGCUAAUAGCUGAUGUAGGCCUGGUGGGAUUCCCAAAUGCUGGAAAAUCCUCUCUGCUAAGUCAGAUUUCUCAUGCAAAACCUGCAAUUGCAGAUUAUGCAUUUACAACAUUAAAGCCUGAACUUGGAAAGAUUAUGUACAAUGAUUUCACACAGAUAUCUGUAGCUGAUUUGCCGGGAUUGAUAGAAGGAGCACAUAUGAACAAAGGAAUGGGCCACAAAUUCCUCAAGCAUAUAGAAAGAACUAGACAACUGCUUUUUGUUGUGGAUAUUUCUGGAUUUCAGCUUUCUUCCCAAACUCAGUAUAGAACUGCCUUUGAAACCAUAAUACUGCUGACAAAAGAAUUGGAGUUGUACAAAGAGGAACUUCAGAGAAAACCUGCACUCCUGGCAGUUAAUAAAAUGGAUUUGCCACAUGCCCGAGAUAAAUUUCACGAAUUGAUAAAUCAGCUCCAGAAUCCUAAAGAUUUCUUGCAUUUAUUUGAAAAUCAAAUGAUUCCAGAGAAGAAUAUGAAGUUCCAGCAUAUCAUCCCCAUCUCUACGAUUACUGGAGAAGGAAUUGAAGAAUUAAAAAACUGUAUAAGAAAAUCACUGGAUGAACAUGCCAACCAGGAAAAUGAAGUACAUUUUAAGAAACAGUUGCAUAAUUUAAGAUUUUCUAAUACAAUAUCUUACAGUAAGCUACCAUCAAAGCAUGUUGUCACUAGUUCUGGGAAGAACUAGUAAAUCUAGUAAAAACAGUAUUAAUUGAAUAUUAUUGUGUCCCAAGAAAGAAGGAAAUCGUAUCAUUUGUGAAAACAUGGAUGAAUCUGUAAUACAUUACAUUAAGAAAAAUAAGCUAGACACAAAAUAACAAAUGCAUAGUUAUCAUUUAUAUGUGGAAUCUAAAAAACUUGAACUUAUUGAAGAAGAGUAAAUUGGUGGCUACCAGGGAAUGGGGAGAUGGAGGUUAAGGAGAUGUUACAAAUUUUCAGUUAGUAUGAGAAGAUUUGUAACAGGUUGGUGUCCAUAGUUAUAAUAAUGUAUCCUGUUUUGAAAAGUUGGUAAGAAAGUAGGUUUUAAGAGUUCUCACCACAAUAAAAGAAAUAUGUUAAUUAGCUUAACUGAGCUAUUCCAGUGUAUUCAUACUUUAAAAUUUCAUGCUAUACAUGAUAAAUACAUAUAAUUCUGAUAUGUCAAUUUACAAAAUGGGUAUUGAAAUCUUAUUAAUUUGAAAACUUUGCCACACUUUUUUUAAGCAUUAUUACUAACCUUCUGAUAUAUGUACCAUCAUUCAAGAACUGUAUGUACCCUUUUAAGUUAUCAUUUUGUAGUUAAGUCUACCAAUAGUAAAAAAAUAACUGAGAACUAAAAAUUGUAUUUUACAAAUUAAUGAUCAGUCCAACUGUAAUAACACUCGCAUAUUCUUUUACUUGUGAUAUUCCUAUUGAGAUAUUUUUUUAAUCAUAUGGGAUUCCCUAGAUUAUUAUUAGAAUGAGCAAUUAGAGCUUGCUUCUUUGUUUUUGGAUCUGUCAUUUACUGGUUGCAUCAAAAAUAGUUCUCUUGUGGAAAAUCUCAAAACCUUAAGUUUGAAUAUAUGUUCAGUGAUAUUAACAGUCACCAAAAAUAUGUGACUUGAGCUUUCAUAAGAUUUUUUUUUUUAAGAGUUUUUCCAAAUUAUAAUGAGUACGUUUCCCUCCUUUGGAGGGGAUUGCUUUGUAUGUCUCAUUUUCU
This is a messenger RNA of Sciurus carolinensis (gray squirrel), 2307 nucleotides long. RefSeq names its product GTP binding protein 10 (gene Gtpbp10). The record is from RefSeq and is a predicted model, not a curated record. Gene Ontology annotation, molecular function: magnesium ion binding; GTP binding; GTPase activity. Gene Ontology annotation, cellular component: mitochondrion. Bases 40 to 1317 code for a protein of 425 amino acids. NCBI's taxonomy places the organism in Eukaryota, Metazoa, Chordata, Mammalia, Rodentia, Sciuridae. The transcript has 10 exons.